Vicia villosa (hairy vetch) is the source of this 933-nucleotide messenger RNA. RefSeq lists its product as uncharacterized. Lineage: Eukaryota; Viridiplantae; Streptophyta; Magnoliopsida; Fabales; Fabaceae. The transcript is spliced from 2 exons. The record is from RefSeq and is a predicted model, not a curated record. Bases 1 to 933 code for a protein of 310 amino acids.
AUGCUGGGAGGAAAUGCCAAUGGUGCUGGGAUUGGUGUGAGCAGACAAUUGGAAGAAUUUCAAAGGAACAACCUUCCGUUGUUCAAAGGCACUCACGACCCUGAAGGCACUCGGAAGUGGCUGGAAGAAAUCAAGAGGAUUUUCAGACUGAUUGACUGUGCUGAGAACUUGAAGGUGAGGUAUGGUACUCACAUGCUAUCUGAGGCAGCUGACGACUGGUGGAUUUCUACCAAGACAGAGUUGGAUACUGAUGGGAUAGCAAUCACUUGGGUUGUGUUCAAGAGGGAAUUUCUGAGGAAAUACUUUCCUGAGGAUGUUCGAAGAAGGAUGGAGAUUGAGUUUUUGGAGCUGAAGCAAGACAAUAUGACAGUUCCAAUGUAUGCUGCCAAGUUUGUAGAGUUGGCAAAGUAUUACACUCCUUACAACAAUGAUGAGGCUGGUGAAUUUUCGAAAUGCAUCAAAUUCGAGAAUGGCCUCCGUGAUGAAAUCAAGCAGGGUAUCAGAUAUCAGAGGAUUCGACGGUUUGUUGAUUUGGUUGACUGUAGCAAGAUAUUUGAAGAAGAUAACAUCAAGAUGAAGUCAUCUCACUCUCGCGAGUUGGUCGACAGAAAAGGUAAGAAGCAUAUGGACAGAGGUAAGCCAUAUGGUAAAGGUAAAGCUGUUGAUGGGAAGAAGCUUACUGGGGGAGACUCCAGUGCUUUUGUCAGGUGCUACAAUUGUAGCGAGACUGGUCACCCUAUUAAUGCUGAUGAUCUGGCUAUGACUGCUAGACAAGUGAAUGAGGCGGUUGAAUACGGUGCAAUGGUGUUUAUGUUGUUUGCGUUGAUGGACUUGAAGGAGAAGGUAGUACGUAAUGAACUACCAGUAGUAUGUGAUUUUCCGAAAGUUUUUCCAGAGGAUGUAAACGAGUUACCGCCGGAGAAAGAAGUAUAA